Messenger RNA from Paramuricea clavata, 4715 nucleotides. NCBI's taxonomy places the organism in Eukaryota, Metazoa, Cnidaria, Anthozoa, Malacalcyonacea, Plexauridae. The record is from the annotation of a GenBank genome assembly.
AUGCUGUACCUGGUCAUCAUAAUUGCCUUCAUCGCAAAAACCCAAGCUGUUAUUAUUAAACACGAGCACCACAACUAUCAAGCGAUGACAAAUGUCCUUAAAGCAAUCCACAAACAAUGGCCACACAUUACAAACUUGUACACGAUUGGCAAGUCCAUUGAGAAUCGUGAACUAUGGGUGCUGGAAAUUUCCGAUAAUCCAGGACGGCACGAGAAGGGAGAGCCAGAAUUUAAAUACGUUGGAAACAUGCAUGGAAACGAGGUCGUCAGCCGAGAGAUUCUACUCCACCUUGCCUAUUACCUUUGCAGCCAAUACGACUCAAAUUAUGAAGUCGGAAAUUUAGUCGAUUCCACACGCAUACAUAUCCUACCAAGCAUGAAUCCAGAUGGGCGGGAAGGCUCGAAAGUUGAUUGCAACGGUAUUGUUGGUCGGAGCAAUAAAAAUGGGUGCGAUCUCAAUAGAAAUUUUCCUGAUCUAUUAAACCCUAGAAUUAGCGGGAAAUGUACAAAACCAGAAAAAGAAACCAAGGCUGUAAUGAAAUGGAUCUCUUCAAUACCAUUCGUUCUCUCGGCUGGUCUGCAUAGUGGCACUACGGUUGUUAAUUAUCCUUACGAUAGCAUUAAGGGAAAGCCGACCAUAAACAAAUACAGCAAGUCACCGGACGAUGACGUGUUCCGACAAGUGUCUAAAGCGUACGCAUAUGCUCAUCCGACAAUGCAUAAAGGGAGACCAAAUUGCACAAGCUGGCCAGCUAAUUAUUUCAAAGAUGGUAUAACCAACGGUGCGCAAUGGUAUGCAAUACAAGGUGGUAUGCAAGAUUACAAUUAUUUUACAAGGUAUAUAUAGGAAACAUUUUUUCCCAUACUGAGGAAGAGGAGGGGGGGGGGUAUUCCCUUUUCAUUUCGUAAAAUGUCGCUUAACUUUGAAUGAGUUUUUAGUUUUUUCCCUUUCUUUUAUUAAAGCAAUUGCUUUGACGUCACGGUGGAAUUAAGUUGCUGCAAAUUUCCAAUGGCGAGCAAACUUCAAAAGGAAUGGAAGGAUCAGAAGCCAGCAUUGAUAGCGUACAUGAAACAGGUCCACAAGGGGAUCAAAGGUGUUAUUACGGAUCGUUGUGGUAGCGGUAUUGCUGGUGCUGAAAUCAGAGUUAACAAAAGGGAGAAAUCCAUUUUCAGUGGUAAGAGUUUUGGCCGUACCGCACACAGCAACACCACACCCAAUCUAAGAGAGUGUUUCAGGGAUUUACAAACUCGAAGGGAGUGUGCUGAUGCCCCAAGGAGUCUUUCUGUAAAAAUCUGUAAAUGAUUGAUGAAAACUUAACGCGGGAAGAGCACGUAAAUUAUGUAUCCAAAAAGGUAUCCAAAGGCCUAGGAAUGUUAAGACGUAUUCGUGAUCUGUAACAGUAACACGCUAGUUGACAUAUAUAUACUCGUCUAUCAUUCUCCCCCAUUUUGAUUAUUGUAGUUUUGUGUGGGAUGAUUGCAGAAAAGGUUUACGGAAUCAGCUACAAAAAUUACAAAAUCGAACAGCUUGAAUAAUUACAAGGAACACCUAUGAAAUACGCUCUUCCCAAAUUUUGAAUGACUUAAAUUGGCCAACAUGUACACCAGAAGAUUGACGAAUGAGACAAAAAUCUUGUCUAAUGUUCAAAAUAUUCCACAAAUUAAACCAUUUAAUCCAGCGAAUUUAAUUCACAGUCAUGACUACAAUUUUGUUAUCCCUAAACCAACUGACCAAUUUUUUGAAAAAUAAUGGAACAGUGGUAUGGAAUUCGGUACCAAUUGAAAUUAGGAAUUCCACAUCACUAAAAAUAUUCAAAAACAAACUGUAGAAAUAAUUUAUGUAUUAUACAUAGUUUAAUGUAUCAUUUUCUUGUAAAUAAUUCAAAUGUCACGGCGCCUGGCCAUGGGAAGAUCCAGGGACGUCGCGAAGCCAUCAACAUUCGGGGUGUCGUCAUGUUUUGACCAACAUUUCCUACUGGAUUUUGACAAAGUCGAAAAAAAUUUUCCGGACUAACACUAAGCAUUGUCAAAAAAAAUUUUCCGGAACAACAUAAACAAAUUCAAAAUUUUUCGACAGAAAUGAGCAAAUUUUCCAUUUUUUUCAUCGCAAACGUAACGAAAGCUUUAAAAUUGUUAAAAUUGCGAAUUUUGGGCAACUUCGACCAUCUUUUAUCCCAAACUUUUACCAAAUUUUUCCCAGUUUUAUCUUCAAUUUUAAGCAAAUAUCAGUUCCAUUUUGACCAACUUUGGGCAAAUGUCACUUCCAUUUUGACCAACUUUCACCAACGUUUGAAGGGUACGCUUCCACCCACACACCCCAAUAGCGACGUCCCUGGGAAAAUCAUCUCAUUUUCGAUCACAAGCCUCCGUGCUUAAUAAAUAAAGUAAAAAAAUAUCUUUAGAUAAAAUUCCUAAAAGUCGUGUUUGACAAUAUUUUUGCACUUCUAGCCAAAUUCGGUGAUUACUGGAGAUUGCUGGUUAAAGGUGAAUAUACCAUUCAAAUAUCAGCGAAAGGAUAUAAAAAUGCACGGCGGAAAUCUGUUCAAGUAUCUGAACAGGUCAAAAUUGUCAAUUUUAUACUUUACAAGAGUACAGGUGAGUGAAAUAGGAAACUUGUCAACUUAAUUGUUGUUUGGAACGGACAUGUAUUACAUGUCUAUAGAUAGAAAUUGGUCAUCAGCAUGGCCUCUCUUUCAAACUAAAUUUGCAAGGAAAGAACAUUUAAUUGAAGGUAAAUUAAAAGCCAUUUUCAAAGUUGGCAUAAUUGAACUGAAAAUUAAGAUAUACCCUAUCCAGUCCUAUAGUUUUCAGAUGAGUGCCCUACUUCACACCCGUGUCACUUUAUACUCAAUGGGUAACAACCAGGAUUUCUCAAUUGAGAAAUAUAGGGGCGAUACUCAACAAGGAUGAUCAUCUGAAUCAUCUAAUAGUGCCUUAAUUUGAACCCUAACCAUAAUCUAACCCUGAUCUGAUCCUAAUCUAUAACCCUAACCUUGGUCUAAACCUGACGACAAAUAUUAUAUAGGCAAGACAUUUAAGCGAGUAGUAUGAUUUUCGAAGCUUGACAGUAAAAAUGUGGAAUGGAAAAUGAGGGAAAAGCACACAUACCGCCAGCUGGUGCUUAAUGGGCAGAGAAGCAAAGAAGGAUAUGGAUGUGGAUUGUGAGCUAAGAUCAAUGAAAAUGGGUAAACCGUUCAUAAUCAUAAUUUACAUUUCAGAUAAUACCUAUUCGCCUUGUGGUACAAUAAGUGGUCAUGUGAAUAUAGCCCAACCAGAAUCAGUUGAAGUGAUCUGCGUUGCAAGUGACAACAGAAAGUUUACAAGUAAGUUUUUAUUAUGCAUCUGCAUGUAAUAUCGAUAUUCUUCGAACCGUAUUGAAUUUAUAAAGUGUGCACAUCCGACAUGUCUGAAACAUGAUUGGACUGCAUGCGGGCGCAAGAUAUCAGACUAGCUAAAGAUUAGUGUCGGAGUCAAUCUAUGUUAGCCAUGGGUAUAGUUUGGGGUCUUCUGCAUGGUAUCUCUAUUACCAAAUGCAUUCUGAAAAGUAAAUUCUCGAGUGCAGCAUGGCUGUUUUUUAAACUGACCACUUUGGACAUGGCUUGCAUGCAAAAACUUAAGGUUUAAAACUCAAUUUGAAUUCACAGGGUGCAAAUUUGGAAGGUGUUCUGGGAACCAUUAUACAUGCAGUACCAGACAAUUUGAUGUAUGUUAAGUCCAAUGCGGCAAUGCGCGAGACCUCCAAAACUUUUGCCAUAGGCUUAGCCAUAUAGUGGCCCACGCAUGAUUUCCCAGCAAACGAAUUAACGACUGAUUAUAGUAUGAUUGAUUUAAAAAGUUUAAAAAUAACUCGUGAAAGGCUACUGUGGCAAAAAAGUCCGAGUUGUAUAGAAAUCACGCGUCUGCAUGGUACUUUGAUACUUCAUAAAACACGUUCCGGCCAAAUUUGCACCCGGCUCAAUGAAUUCCAAAUUGCGUUUCAAACCUUCCAUUUUUGCGCAAGCCAGUUUUAUACUGGUUUCGAAAAACAGUCCUGCUGCAUUCGAAACUAAUUUAUCUUUCAGAAUAAUUUGGUGAUAGAGAUACCAGAAGACCGGUCCCAUACUACUCAUAUAGGCUAACAUAAAGUUGUCACAAAUUUUGUGGAAUUUUCAGUUUAGCGGACAUUUAAUUUAAAACUGUAUACACCCUGCAUUUUUCGCACGUAGCUGCUUCUGGUUAUAGGUAUACAUUUAUAAUGUAUAAAUUUACACUCGAUCUACAAAAUUCACGGCCCAGCUUCAACAUUUGUCCAAUAUAUCAGUCAGAGUUUUAGAAAGUUGGGAGGAUUUAAUUUGUAAACAUCGCAUAUCCUCGUUACCUAUUUUAGUAUUUUUGGUAUUACUUAAAUACAAUUUUCGUUCCGGAUUCUAUUGAGUAUUGUAACACCUAAUAUAAUUAUAUAUAUGCUCUAUUUCAGCCUACCCAAACAGUAUUGGUUUCUACAUUUACAGCGUCGUUCCGGGAAACUAUGUUCUCUGGGUAAAAUCUGGCAAUGCAGUUAUUUUUGAAAAACAAAAUGUCGCUGUCCUUCCUGGACAAAGCUACGAUGUAUCAUUCACAUCUGCUAAACGGCUCAAUUAAGGCUUAUACACGCAGCCAUAUAGUAUAGAACACAGAAACUUUCUUAUAUAAAGCUUUUUGUAAUAUUAUAUUUAUAACAUUCUUGUUUGUCAUGCA